Thelazia callipaeda (thelaziosis nematode) is the source of this 324-nucleotide messenger RNA. The record is from the annotation of a GenBank genome assembly. Lineage: Eukaryota; Metazoa; Nematoda; Chromadorea; Rhabditida; Thelaziidae.
AUGGAUUUAAUUACUGCAGUGGACUCAACUUUAAGUUGCAUUUUAAUUCAGGUGGUACUUGAAUUAAAUGCUUUCAACACAUUUAUAGACGAUAUGUUUGCUUUCAUUAUUACUAUGCCAACAUCACAUCGCGUUGCUUGUUUUCGAGAUGAUGUAGUUUUUAUCAUUUAUCUUUAUCAGCGAUAUUUAUAUCCAGUCGAUAAAUCACGUAUCAAUGAAUUUGGUGAAAGUUUUGAAGAAAAUGGUAUCAAGGACUCAAGAAUGACUGCUAAAUCUCCCGCAAUAUCCAAGCUUUCAUCAGCACAAUGUGAAACGAAUGAUUGA